CCCUCGCGUCUCGACCGAACCGAUCUGUUUCUGUUCGUCUUAUGUUCUUCUUCUUCUUCUUCCCUGAAUUUGCUCAUUGCUUAAAAAAAGGAUCAAAUCAAAAAUCUCUCUCUGGAGAUUUGAUUUGUCGUUGACUCCUUUACCGCGAUUCUCUCCGCAACUCGCCGGUAAACCCUAACUCUGUCAGAAAAAAAUAAACCCUAAAAUUCGCCGCUACGGAAAUUAGCUUCGUCGUCUCCUCUUAGCAUUGUUUUUAUUUAAACGCUGGUUUGUUGAUUUCAGCUUAUUGAGAGAGGAUAAGGCAACUAUGAAGCCUGGUCUUCACUCGACUUCUUCAUCCAAUGGAUUUCCACACAGAAUGGUUGAAAAUGAGCUAGGGGUGAAUAAGGCACAUCCUUCUGUCAACAAUACAGAGAACGGUGGGGAAGCUGGAAGUGUGGAUACCCCUUCUCACGAGCUGUUAUUGUAUUUCACAACUUGUAAGAUUGGACAUCAGGUAGAAGUUCACCUUAAAAAUGGGUCCAUUUACAGUGGCAUAUUUCAUGCUGCGAAUGUGGAGGAGGAUUUUGGAAUUAUUUUGAAAAUGGCAUGCUUGAUUAAGGAUUCACUUGGAACAAAAUCCCGUUCUUCGCUUGUCAGCAAGCCACCUUCAAAGCUACUCAUUAUCCCUGCUGAAGAACUUGUGCAAGUUAUAGCUAAGGACCUUCCUAUAUCCAGCGAUAACUUCUCAAAUUCUGUUCCGUCCGAGAAACCUUUAGAGCUGUUAACAGACUCUCUGAUAUCACAGUUUUAUAAUGUUGAUGUGGAAAGAGAGCUGAAACCUUGGGUACCUGAUGAAGAUAUUCCAGACUCUUCAGAUCUGGAGAAUGUGUUUGAUGAUCCUUGGAAGAGGGGCUGGAAUCAGUUUGAGGUCAAUAAGACUUUAUUUGGAGUAACAAGCACUUUUGAUGAGGAACUGUAUACCACAAAACUGGAGAGAGGUCCUGGAACGAGGGAGCUAGAAGAGCAAGCCUUGAGGAUUGCGAGAGAGAUUGUGGGUGAGAAUACCCGAGACCUUCAUGUAGCAGAGGAAAGAGGACUCCAGCUUAGUGGAAAGUUUGAUAUUGAUGAGGAAACCAAAUACUCAUCGGUCUGUACGCUGAAUAGAUUUGAUGAUACAUGUUACGAAGAGGAAGAAGAAGAAGAAGAAGAAGACAUAUUGUUGGAUUGCUGCAACAAUUUGACUUUUGGUGACUCAUCUGCCUCUGAUGGCAAGAAACCUGUUUCAACUGGCAAGGUCUGUGAAGGAUCAUGGGGUGACAGCCGGCAAUUACGGAAUAGCAAAUUCAUAGACCAGAGCUGGUCGAACUCAAAUAAGCAUACUCUCCCGCUUAUGUCCGAACAGCCAUCCAAAGAUUUUCCUGUUGGAGGAAAUAUCAGGAAUGAGAGCCAGCUUGGUGAGCGAAGAACCAGCAAAUUCCUAGGAGCUUCCCAUUAUAAAAAGCCAUCCGAGGAAUCAGUGUCUGGUCUUGAAGAUAUCAAUGAAGAUGCACCACCGUCUGUGAGGCCAAGUUUCACUGAUGGAGGACUCUUUCUACUCUCGGACAGAUCGAAAUCUGAGACCUCCUCUGGGUGGCCUGGAAGCUCCAUCUCUAGAAAUUCAGAAAACUCUGCAUCUUCCCCAGCAUCAAAUCGUCCAAUACUAUCACCAAGCUCUUCAAUUGGUUCUUUAUCUUCAGAAAAAUCUACACUCAACCCAAAUGCUAAGGAAUUUAAACUGAACCCCAAUGCAAAGAGUUUCAAACCAUCUCCAUCAGCUACUACACGUCCUCAAUCUCCAGUCUCAGACGGGUCAUUGUAUUACCCUCCUCUUCCACCGAUGCCAGGAUUACAUCUUCGAUAUGGAAUGGGAGCAGCAUUCCCUGGACAACAACUUCCAAUGAUGUAUAAUAAUACAACACAGCUUGGUCCAAAUCAAACAUAUUAUUCUCAAAAUGGUCCACAGUACCCACAACAGAUGAUGGUUACUCCGCAGAGACCACUCUUGUUCAUGCCGCCAACGCCGUACCAACCGGAAAUGCCAUAUAAAGGAAGAGACUCUUAUUAGCUUUUGUUGAAAACCACCAUGAAUGGUAGUGGCACAAGGUCUCUCGAAUAAUCCUUCUGAUGGAAUGAGUUCCAUUAAUUUCAUUUACUUUAUUUUGAUUUCAAGCACCGAAUCUUUUCAUUUUUUAUUAAAUUAUUUUGAUUUUUAAAAAAUUGAUGAAUGGGUAUGUAUGAUGGUCCCUUUGUGAGGAGAAUUUAACAAAACACAUUGUGAUGUGAUGGUGAUUUAGUUGUGUUUAGGUAUUAGACUAGAUUUUACAGCAGAUUCGUGCUGAUCUCAUUUCUUUAUUCACUUGUGUCUCCAUUCAAACUUUAACGUUAAUCUUUAGAUGUAUGACAUAUUCUGUGUUUGA
Messenger RNA from Camelina sativa (false flax), 2438 nucleotides. Its product is annotated as polyadenylate-binding protein-interacting protein 3. NCBI's taxonomy places the organism in Eukaryota, Viridiplantae, Streptophyta, Magnoliopsida, Brassicales, Brassicaceae. Gene Ontology annotation, biological process: cytoplasmic stress granule assembly. The record is from RefSeq and is a predicted model, not a curated record. Gene Ontology annotation, cellular component: cytoplasmic stress granule. Gene Ontology annotation, molecular function: mRNA binding.